This is a messenger RNA of Aplosporella prunicola CBS 121167, 875 nucleotides long. RefSeq lists its product as uncharacterized. The transcript has a single exon. The record is from RefSeq and is a predicted model, not a curated record. The coding region runs from base 129 to 632 and encodes 167 amino acids. Lineage: Eukaryota; Fungi; Ascomycota; Dothideomycetes; Botryosphaeriales; Aplosporellaceae.
GUUGCGCGUUGCUGUCCAAGAUCAUUGCCUUCCGAUGCCCAAAGCAUUUGGAGGAAGACGAUCUGUGCUGCACGCCGCCCUCGCCGUCCGGCUGACAUCGAGUCUUUUCGCAGCCGUGUGACCCAAGCAUGACUCCCACUCCCAGUGUGUAUGCCAAUGUAUUCCAAGCCGCGGAAGACCUGCAGCGAUCUCGGAGACUGUGUCGGAGCCGCCGGAGGAGCAGAGGGCGUAUGUGGCUGUCAUGGCAUGCUGCCGUCAACCAUGCGGCUGGCCAAGAGCUGCUGUCAUGGUCGAAGAGGGAGAUCCUUAGGCCGAUGACGUUGCUGCGGUCGCGUCGGAACCAGCCGGCGCCAGGCUGGAGGUCGACGGCUGCGUCGUCGCCAUUGGCUGGCAGGAGCAGGACCAGAGGUCAAAGAAGUUAUCGGAUCGGAGUGUGCUGCAGUCGGGCUGGAAGCAAGUUGUCAGUGGAUAUGCAGAGAUGCGGAGCUGCGGAGAUGGUUAGGUGCCGCCCGCCAUGGCGCGAGAAGGUCAAGGCUGGUGUCGUCGUCGUCGCAUCAGGUCCUGAUCAUGGCAGUAGCGGAGGCGGAAGUCGGCAUUGGCUUGCCUGCCGCUCCAAGUCGACGUGUCGAUGAAGUGCAUCGUUGCUGGCGCCGUGAAAGGCUGCUCGAGGCCGGAGAUGCUCGAGGCUGUACGGCGAAAAUUGAGCUCCCUGCACCCGCCAGGCUGCCCUGCCGCACCCCGCGCUUGCAACUUCGCUGGUGCCACCUCGCACCAUCGUCGUGUUCUGUACCCGUCGGGGGGCUUCUUGGCUUGAGGGGGAUCUGCAGAUGCUGCCCUGCAGCAGCAGUGCAACGAAACGAGAUCAAAGGUGGGGG